UACGAAACUGAAAGUAGAAAACGGGUGACGGUUAAAUAUGGCGUCCGGCGAGCGGCUACACAGUUUUUAGCUUAUUAUAUUUGGACUCAUUGUUUGCUUGGGAACAUUGAUUAAAAACUAUGUUUUCAUAAAGCCGCCGCCAUGUUGUCUUCAGAACAGUGACGACGGAGAGUGACUCGUUAAAGUCAUGUCGGCGCCUAGGAUCCAGGUGUUGGGAUUAAAACCUAAUAAAGUAGGCCAAAGUUAACAUUAAGUGAUUUUGCGGAGUCUGUAACUACAGGAGACAUGGACUCAGACACGGAAGUGGACAGCAUCUACAGGCAGGGGAAUAUGGAGGAGGAGAGGAAAAGGUGGAAGAGGCCUCCCUCCAGUUAUGGUUCAAUGAAGAGCGAAGAGUCGGAGGAAGAGGAGGAGAGAAAUGUAGAAGAAGUUGCAAUGUUACCUGAUUCAUCUGCUCCGGAGGCGACCAGGUUGCAGCUGAUUCGCUCCGAUUCUCCAGAGACCCUGUACACUAUGAUCACGCAGCAACUGCCACCAGGAGCUGAUGUCAUUGACACCAGGUUGUCUGCUCCGGGGAGUCCUACAGAAAACGACGAGGAUCCUAUGGAUAAUGUUUUGACUAACUCCCCAGAACCACCUGAACCCAUUGAAUUUGACUAUCCACUGGAGACUGAGGAAGAUAUAAGACUAGGCAGACUACAUCCUGAGCAAGACCUGACACAUAUAUUCAGGAGUAUCCAGACGUGCCUGACAGGCCUCACCUGGCAAGAGCUGUUGAAUUUUAAGUUGCGGUUUUUACAAUGUGAACAAGGUUUAACUGAGCAACAGGUGACGGAGGGAGACUUACUGGAUUUUGUCGACAAGAUCGUGGAGAUCCUGGGCCAGGACCAAGCCCUGAUGCACACAAUAAGUAAUCUAGAAUCUAUCGGCAAGAAAACAGAAGCAGAAAAUCUACAGAAUCUGUGCAAGAGAGCGUUCAUCCGUUUUCAUCUGAGGCAGCAGUUGAUCCGAAAACACCGGAUCAUCCGCGAGGGGGUCGUUCGAGCCGGACGCUGGAAUCCUCUGGAUACAAUCUAUGUUGAGCCCCAGAUUUCCACCCGUCGCCACGGAGGAGUCGAUCCCUCUCAUGAGUUCCGAUCACAUCCUGCCUCACCUCUACAGCUCCCCAGCCCCGACAGCUUCGUUCGUGCGAAUGAGCUGUUACGACUACAGAUUGACGACAACAAACCGGUGAGGACGGUGCUGACCAGCGGGAUUCCAGGAAUUGGAAUGUCUGUAUCUGUGGGGAAGUUCUCUCUGGAUUGGGCAGAACAACGAGCCAAUAAGGAUCUGCAGUUUGUCAUCAAUCUUUCCUUCCACACUUUCUGGCUUCUGAGAAACAACCUCACCUCUUCCUCUCAGAAGAUGUCCAUCAUGCAAGUGAUAGAACAUUGUCACCCUGAGUGCAAAGACAUGACGUUCCUGGAGGAAGAGGACUGUCGAUUUCUCGUCAUAAUGGACUCCUUCGACUGUUACCAAGCUCGUCUGGACUGGAAGCAUGCUCCGGUAAUUAAUAGCAAUUACACACAAGCACAUCCUGACGUCCUGAUUGUAAAUAUCAUCCGAGGGACGCUGCUUCAUGGUGCCUGCAUCUGGAUCCUGGGUAGACGUGGGGCUGUCUCACAAAUCCCAUCUGACCUGAUAGACGUUGACACGGAAAUACAAGGCUUCAGUGAUGAGAUGAAAGAUGACUAUCUGACCAAACGCUUUAGCGACGCACAGCUAGCUGCGAAUAUUGUGUCCCAUCACAAGCGCCUGCCGACACUCAGCAUCCUCGCCCGACAGCCAUUUGUCUGCUGGAUGGUGGCCACCGUGUUUGAGCGCUGCUACCGCUACCAGGGCUACGGCGUGCACCCCCCCAGGCUGACGCCGUUCUACGUCAACAUUUUGAUCGUCCAGACCAAUCGCAGGCUGCAGUUCUACUAUGGAAAGAGGGAAAAUGAACUGAAAUGGUCCAGUGAAGACAAGAGCCUGCUGACAAAGAUGGGCCGCAUGGCCUUUAAGAUGAUGGAGAGGAGGACCAGUGUGUUCUUUGAAGAGGACGUGAAGCAGUGCGGUCUGGAGCUGACGGAGGUCACGGUGUGGUCCGGCCUGUGCACCGAGCUCCCCUCUGCAGAGUCAGACGGGAGGAGGACGUUCUGCUUCAUACACGUCACCUUUCAGGAGUUCAUGGCCGCCUUGUACGUCUUCACGAUGUUCUAUGUGGAGUCAAAGAAUGUUCUGGAACCGGAGGUCUCGCACAUCUCCAAGAUCAUCAGGUCCAGGUCGCAGGCCAAAUCAGCAGCAAACCUGGUCCAGUGCGCGUUGGGGCGAACAUUCAGCUCCGCCCCUGGCGACUAUGACAUGUUCCUGCGCUUUCUGUGUGGCCUACUCUCCCAGCAUUGCCACAAAAGUCUGCUGAGCGGCUUCCUGUUCCCUCACAACACUCCGAAGGUGGGCGGACUGGAUGAGGUGCAGCGGCUGCUGGAGAAGACGAUUGACAAGAACCCAGUACACAGGGUGGAGAACCUAAAGGAGUGCCUUAGAGAGAUGAUCCAGGAAGAUGAGUGAUCAGAAAAUCUCUCCGACUUUAUAUCGAUAUGAUGGAUCGAGGAUAAGUUUCUCUCUCAUCACAAAAAUGAUGUGAAAGGUGUGAAUCUCAAAUCGCUGAAAACAUUCAACUGAACAUGAUUCUGAGUCUAUUCUGAAGAAAGCACCACGUUGACUUGAAAUUGAACGACUUUGUUUCUCACUAAAUGACGUCUUAUCUCUCAUUAUAUGAGAUGAUAUAUGGUCGUUAUACUCCGUUGUACUAAUGCCACUUCUGCACAACUCAAAACCAAAUGUUAAAUUAUACAUUCAUGUACGGCGCUUUUUAUGCUAUUGUAAUUUCCGCAUGUCUUACAAUGAGCACUAAUGAAAAUAUUUUCUCGCACAGAUUUUUAAGUCAUCCAGCUGUGUUCUGUUAUUUUCAUUUACGCCCUUUUCUCCUCGACUAAAUACACAGAGGUGACAAAAGAGCUGUCUUUUUUAGAGAAAUGCUACCUUUUAACAGCUAGAGCUACAAGAUGUGAUUAAAACCGUACAGGAAAGUGAACAUGUGCAGGUGAAGCCAUGUAAGGUGUUUGGGAUGGCAUAACACUACUAGGUGACUGUCAGAGGAAAACCCGCCGCUUGGCCACAAGGGGGUGAGCUUGUACUUAAAGUUGUUCUGUAUCAGUCUGUGGCUUUUAUUCAUGGUCUUCAAAUUUACGAAUGGCAUCUGGAUUAAGAGGAGUUGUUUAGGAAAAUGUGAACUUGAUUGAAACUGAUACAAUUGAUACUGGCCAAUCCCAGACCAAUAUCACAAUGUAUAAAUGUUCAGCAGGUCACUUCCUGUUUCUCCAAGCUGGCUGGUUGUUAGGAGCUGGACAAUAAGCCUCCCUCUACAUUCUGAUUCAAAUGGCUGCAAUCAGUCGCCAGGUUGUUUUUUCAUUUCAGACAACUCGGAUCAACAAAGAGCGUACGAAGAAACAAACUGUUUUGAUGACGAGCUUAACAAAUGGAAAGAACUGAACUGAAGCACCCGUCCACAUAGUGGCUGGAUGAAAUGAACUUUCUUUAAAUAUUCUCUGUCGGAAUAAAGGUGAAAAUUCUAUUGAAUCUAAAAGCAA
Messenger RNA from Pleuronectes platessa (European plaice), 3671 nucleotides. It is a transcript of the gene nlrc3l, whose product is annotated as NLR family, CARD domain containing 3-like. Lineage: Eukaryota; Metazoa; Chordata; Actinopteri; Pleuronectiformes; Pleuronectidae. The transcript has 12 exons. The record is from RefSeq and is a predicted model, not a curated record. The coding region runs from base 286 to 2589 and encodes 767 amino acids.